Messenger RNA from Lachancea sp. 'fantastica', 342 nucleotides. The record is from the annotation of a GenBank genome assembly. Lineage: Eukaryota; Fungi; Ascomycota; Saccharomycetes; Saccharomycetales; Saccharomycetaceae.
AUGUAUCGGGACUCCUAUUUCCAAAGCCAUCAUUUUCUCCAACCCCAUCACUCUUUGUAUUUAGAUUGGAAUCAGGAUGUCUUCAUGUCUCCAGACCACACUGCCACAAACGGGUUGCGUUCCGAAAACACGUCGGUUCCUAUAAACCCAUUUUGGGACUAUUUUCACGACGAGGACGAUUGGGACCAGUUUCAUCCCUUGCAAGUAGACUGCAGCGGCCAGUUGACAGCUAUGCCACCAUUAGUUGAGAGUCCCACUGCGCUAGGAUCUCUAUUUGCGUCAAAAAGGACAGAAUUGGGCUUGUGGCGAGAUUUCGCGCUGGACGAGCUGAAACCAAGAUAA